AUGGCUACCACAACUGAUGAUCCACGGCUCCGCGAACCGCUCGCAGCCCAGCUCCGCGGCAGAAAUCUUGAACCAGGCGACACACACGGCCGAUUUCAACAAGAUACUGAGCUCCCAACGAAGCUUUCGUCAGAAGGGCUUGGAGGAAUUCUACUCCAAACAAAGGGAGGCUUCUGCCUCGGCUGCGCAGUCGCAACAGGGUCAACUAGAUUCGGCGCCGUCGGUCUCUCAGCUCUACAAUCGCCGCAGAUGUCAUCCGGAGUCAUGAACCCGAUCCAAGCGCAACAGGGAAUGCUACCCCAUCAAGCACAGAUGAUGCCUGGCGGCCAACCCGGCUUUCAACCCCCCGUAGCCCAUCAGCAACCCCCAGUGGGUCAAUCACCCAUGCGUGGCAUGGCGCCGGCUCGUCCGGAUCUCAUGCACCAACGUUCGAAUCCAGCCCUGGCCGGAGGCACUCCACAGCCGCCGGGUGGUCCUUAUGGGUAUCCAACCCAGCCGCAGCACAUGUGGGGUCAGCCGCCUCCUCAGCCCCAACCAUCGCCGCUCUCUGCCGGUCCUCAGGGGGUCGGAAUGCCACAGUAUGCGCCGCAGUUGCAGCAACAGCAGCAGCAGCAGUCCCCCUCGCCAAUGGCACAUUCCAUGCCGCAGCAACAUCCUUCCCAGUCGCCACGCAAUCAGCCGCGCCCGUCCGUCCCCCAAAUGCCGCAGUCAUUCCCCAUGCAUCACCCUCAAACAUCACAGCAACAACCCAUGUCGAUGGGUUUUCCAGGCGUCACCGGCGCUCCUUACCCGGGCAUGGCGGCUCGUGCCAUGUAUCCCUCGACACAGGGCCCCGGUGGUCAGCCGUUCAUGGCCGGGACUCCUCAGCAAGGCAUGGCCAUGGGCAUGAGUGCCGGCGGUAUGCCCGGAUGGGCCCCGGCACCCAGCGGGCCCGUCCAACCGGGACACCCUCAGCCUGGUCAAUCUGGAACACCUCUGGGAUGGUCCGGUUAUUGA
This is a messenger RNA of Aspergillus terreus NIH2624, 996 nucleotides long. RefSeq names its product putative nuclear localization protein. The coding region runs from base 1 to 996 and encodes 331 amino acids. NCBI's taxonomy places the organism in Eukaryota, Fungi, Ascomycota, Eurotiomycetes, Eurotiales, Aspergillaceae. The record is from RefSeq and is a predicted model, not a curated record. The transcript has 2 exons.